UUUAACAUUUGUCGUUUGUUGUUUCGGAUUUUUCAAAGAUCUUCGACCGUCGGAAGCAUAUUUGACAACAUUCUUAACAAGCGAAUGGAAGAAUUUAACUUUAGAUCAAGUAAAUAAUGAAAUAUAUCCUUGGUGGACAUAUUCAUACGCAAUUUGGCUUAUUCCGGUGUUUACAUUCACGGACUAUUUUCGUUACAGAUCGUUACUAAUUUUAGACGCAGGUGCUUAUAUAAUGACAUGGGUUCUCAUUCUGUGGGCCCAAGGAAUACCAGCUAUGACGGUCAUGCAGGUAUCAUACGGUCUUGCCACUGCUGGAGAAAUUGGAUAUUUUUCUUAUCUGUAUUCGAUGGUGGAUAAAAGUCAUUUUCAAAAGGUUGCUAGCUUUACCAGAUGCUUCUCUUUGGCCGGACGCUUUACGGCAUAUCUUUUAGGACAGUUUAUAGUUUCGUAUAAAAUUCUUGAUCUGUUUCAGCUGAACGCGUUUUCAUUUUCAAGCGUUUCAUUAGCGUUUGCAAUAGCUAUAUUUCUACCGAAAACAAGAUCUAAAGAAAAUGUUGUCUCAGAGGUUAUUGUUGAAGGUCUUGAACACACAUCCGAAGAAGAAAGUAAUAAUGUAAUAAGUGACAUCAUAGACAAUAAGAGCGUAGUAAUUAAAAAUGUACAAAAGCAGUCAAAUUGCGUUGCUGAUGGUAAUGAAUAUUCCAGACCUUCAGAAUCACGUGUUGCCAAUGAUUUGAAUCAAUACGCAAAUGGCAUCAAGGAAGCUGAAAGACUUGACGAACAUUGUUUCAAACAUCUUUUUGAAGAAAGAAUAACAGACUGUGAAUUAAAUGGACACGUAAAAAGGGACAGUGGUAAAAAUGAAGAUUCAACUUUAUGUUCACUCUCUUUGACUGAUGAAAAUGUCAAAUCUUUAAGAAACGUAAGUGAUAAAAAUGACUCUGUGUGCAUAAACCCUGAUGCGUCGGGUGAUGAAGUUUCCACUCAUAACACGUCUGCUUCCUACAAUGGUAUAUUUAUAACAAUUAUUAAUUUUCUUCAUACCAUUAAACGACAGAUAAAAGAGUCAUACUCUAACAGAACAGUGUUGAUAUGGUCGGCGUGGUGGGUGACAGCAUCAUGUGGUAAUUUACAAGUUGGAAGUUACAUACAAAACCUUUGGGAAGUUAUAGCGCCGCAUGAACAAAGUUCUAAUAUUUAUAACGGGGCGGUCGAAGCAGCCGGUACUUUGACAGGAUCUAUAUGUGUUGCUCUAGUCGGCUUCAUACCGGUACACUGGGCAAAGACUGGCAGAAGUGAAGCCUUGAUGACGUCAGUGUGCGCUAUCAAGGCCAUCAUACUAGUUGUCAUGGCAACUACGAAGGAGAUAUGGGUCUCGUAUGUCUUGUAUGGAAUAUUCCGAGUGUUAUACCAAGUUGCAAUCACCAUAGAAACGGCGGAAAUUGCUAAAGCGCUAACAGGUUCUCACUAUGGUUUUGUUUUCGGAUGUAACAUGUUCUUGGCACUUGUCAUUGAAUCCAUAUUCACCGCAGCUGUUGUGGACGACGUCGGGCUUGGUGUAGACGUUAGAACUCAGUUUUUGGCUUAUGGUGGAUAUUCCGGUGUUAUGUUCAUUAUUUUCUUUGCUGUUACCAUGGUAACGUUGUACGUAAAACACCGAGAAGGAACAGAAAAAGAAGAUGCCUAAAAUAUUAGUCGGUUUUAAAAUUAUUAUUUAAAUGAAUAAAUAGAACUAAAUAUGCAGUUCUAGAAAUCUGUAGACAUUAUUUUUUUUUAAUUUCGAAUAUUUACAAAAUCAAUUGACAUUUGAUUUCAAGAUGAUCAAAUCAAUACGGUGUUUAAUCAUUACAA
Messenger RNA from Ruditapes philippinarum (Manila clam), 1851 nucleotides. RefSeq names its product thiamine transporter 1-like. The transcript has 4 exons. The record is from RefSeq and is a predicted model, not a curated record. Gene Ontology annotation, molecular function: vitamin transmembrane transporter activity. Gene Ontology annotation, biological process: transmembrane transport; vitamin transport. Gene Ontology annotation, cellular component: plasma membrane. NCBI's taxonomy places the organism in Eukaryota, Metazoa, Mollusca, Bivalvia, Venerida, Veneridae. Bases 233 to 1687 code for a protein of 484 amino acids.